Oppiella nova is the source of this 435-nucleotide messenger RNA. Lineage: Eukaryota; Metazoa; Arthropoda; Arachnida; Sarcoptiformes; Oppiidae. The record is from the annotation of a GenBank genome assembly.
CUGCGAUCCCUCCCCGACUGUCUACUCCAGGCCCAGCUCUACCCCCAAUGGAUUGAAGCGAUCGGUGUAUCCAAUAAUCAUGAGUGUCGGGAACGGGUGCAACGGCUACUCCAACGGCUCCCGGCACCCAAUCUGUUGCUGUUGCGGCACUUCCUGUGCGCGCUCUGGCAUAUUGUCCAGCAGUCGGCGCUCAAUAAGAUGUGUGCCGUAAACCUAGGAGUAUGUGUCGGUCAGAGUCUGUUGACGUCCAACCCCUUCGGUAAUCCCAGUCCUGUCCCGCCGUCGUCCCAGACAUGCGAAGAAAUGUCGAAAUUAGUGCCAAAACUGGUCGCAUAUCUCAUCGACCACUGCCCGGACCUGUUCGGUGACCAAACCCUACGCCUAUUGGGCGCACCGGCAGCUCAGCUCAUACACCACGACGACCUACACCUGUCC